AUGGGCCAUCAUAGAAAGCGCAAGCAUGCGCACUACCGAGAGGGCCAAUCAUCGGAUUCAGCUUCGACAAAUGGUUUCGGAAUGGGACAGACAUUGUCGAUGCUGAAGCUGCCAGAGCUUCCCACCUUCAACCUGACGUCUUCUAACCAGGAAAUCGUCGACAACUCGAAGCAGUGCGAAAAUGAUGAUGCUACGAGCACGAACGAUGUGGCGCAACGGAAGUCGAAGAAACAAAAGGUAGACAAGAAAUCGCGACAUAAUUAUCCGACAAUUACACAUUCUCCUCACUCCCGACUAUCUACCAAAGUCAAAAUUGGCGACUUGCAGGGACUGGCAUUGUAUUUGAUAGCCGACGGUACAGCGCCGCAAUGGGUCUCUGUCAGUCACCAUAAGUCCGUAAACAAGGUUGUGACACUUAUGGUGCCAGGACUGGAGGCUGGUAUGUUCAAUGGCGAGAUCCCUUUGGGAGCAGGGCCUUCAGAAGUCGCUCCCGGAAAGAGUCUUGAGAAAGUCGAGGAAGGUGGCAGCACAGAGCAGGAAACGGAGGAAGAAGGAAAGAAUCAAAUCUCAUCGUCUCCGGAUGAUUUCUAUCCGGUAGCUCUGAGCUCUGGCAAUCUACCCGACCCUCUGAAGCCGCUGGCAGACAUGUUUCCUCAGAUUUGGCCAAUUAAGACACCAGGUGACGACCGUUACUCGCGGAUUCACUCGCCUCUACACGCGAUGAUGCUAGCACAAUUACCAAAGGCGAAAGAUGAGAAGAACAAGAAGGGACCAAAAGCCCCUAGAGAAGGAAAGUUCUGGGAAAACCAGCGUACGCCGAUAACGACCUUUCUCGCCACAGCGGAGGAACUACGAGAAAACGAAUAUCCCCUACAUCCAGCGUUACUGCCGAGCGAGCAAGACCGAGUCGAAGAAGAGGAGCGGCGGAAACGGGCUAAAGAGACGGCAGAAGACGGCUGGGUGGAUACAAGAGUGGACAAGUACGAAGAUGGUGCCGUACCGGAUGAAGAUAUCCAAAAGGGCAGCCUGACUGAAGGAAGGGAAGUGCUGGCGAUGGACUGCGAAAUGUGCAGGACAGAGGCCGGUAUUGCUCUUACGAGAGUCAGCAUUAUUGGAUGGGAUGGUGAAGUCGUCCUCGAUGAGUUGGUGAAGCCAGAAAGCCCAAUCGUCGACUACCUUACUCCAUACUCUGGUAUCACCGAGGCCAUGCUGGCUCCAGUAACGACCACGCUCAAAGACAUUCAGUCUCGACUCCUAGAAAUGUUCCACCCACGUGUUAUUCUCGUUGGCCAUUCCCUCAACUCUGAUCUCGCGGCGCUCAAAAUGACGCACCCGUUCAUCAUUGACACGGCAAUUUCAUUCCACCACCCACGUGGUCCACCACUAAAAUGCUCCCUCAAAUGGCUUGCACAAAAGUUUCUCAACCGUGAAAUCCAAAAAGGGCACGGCAGCGCCGGGCACAAUCCCAUCGAGGAUGCCCUUGCAUGUCUCGACCUCGUUAAGCAAAAAUGCGAAAAAGGAGAACGAUGGGGCACAAGCGACGCCCGGGGCGAGAGCAUUUUUAAGCGGCUCUCGCGGGCACAGCGACCAGAUGCACCGCCGAGCCCUGACGGUCGUCCCGGCGCAGCCGUCGACUGGGGCGAUCCCAGUCGCAGUUUCGGCGCGUCUGCCAAGGUUUGCAUCGGAUGCGAAACCGACGAGCAGGUCGUGCAGGGAGUCGGAACCGCAGUCAAUGGCGACCCAGACGGCAAGAUUGUCUCUGGCGGAGGCGUUGAUUUUGUCUUUGCCCGACUGCGCGAGUUAGAGGCUGUCCGGGGCUGGUGGAAUAGUGGUCCCAUUGCCAAAGCCGCAGCCGCAAGGGUGCUCAAGGAACUUGCAGACCAGGGGGUCGAGAUGCCUCAAACUCAACAACACAACCCCGCUUCUCUCUCCUCUUCUACUUCUCCUCCUACGUCAACAAUAUCUCCUGAUGCUCCUCCUCCUAUCAAUACUUCGACCUCCUCAUCAUCCCAACACCCCGCACCUGAUCUCACGAAUUCUACUCCCACAUCGUCAUCAGCUACCCCUCUUCCAUCAAAUUGCUCAGCCAAUAUGUCUUCUCUCACAUUAAACCCUGCAUCCACAUCCGCAUCGAACCUCCCCACCACCACCUCUACCGUUCCGAACCAAGACCCUAAUACAUCUUCUUCUUCUUCCACCACCGAACCCGACCCCUCCAUCGAAAUCCAAAUCACCCCCACCAUUCUCGCCGCCGCCGUGCACCGCACCGUCUCGCAUAUCCGCCAAAUAUACGACUCCCUGCCCCCUUGCACUGCUUUUAUCGUGUACUCCGGAACCGGCGACCCACACGAGGCGUCCCGUCUGCAAGCCCUCCAGCAGCAGUUCAAGCGCGAAUUCCAAAUCAAGAAGUGGGACCAAUUGAGUGUCAAGUGGACAGACACGGAGGAACAGGCGCUUCAUCGGGCCGUCCGGAAGGCUCGGGCGGGUAUUGGAUUUGUGGUUGUAAAGUAG
Xylona heveae TC161 is the source of this 2511-nucleotide messenger RNA. RefSeq lists its product as hypothetical. NCBI's taxonomy places the organism in Eukaryota, Fungi, Ascomycota, Xylonomycetes, Xylonales, Xylonaceae. The record is from RefSeq and is a predicted model, not a curated record. Gene Ontology annotation, molecular function: exonuclease activity; nucleic acid binding. The transcript has 2 exons. Bases 1 to 2511 code for a protein of 836 amino acids. Gene Ontology annotation, cellular component: nucleus.